GGAAAAAGAGAGAGAAAGAGAUUGGGAAAGAGAAAAUCUUACGGAGGCAGAGAAAAAGAAAACAAGACGAUCCCUUAUACGUAAGGAUGCGAUUGCGUAGGAGAAGAUACACGAAGCGGUGACAAGAGGACACAAGGAGAGUUUGUCUCGACAUGAGGCUAAGUCCAAUAUUUCUUUCGUGUGCCACGGCGAGCUUGUUCGGUUCUGUUGAAGCCAUCCGAAGUCCUUCGUAUUCUAAGGAUUACGAAUUAUCAACGGAAUUCUUCCUUGUACCGUCGGAAGAUACAGUCGAUAGAAAUGGUUUGGCAAGCGUGGCCAGCGUUAUCAGCGUACCGGCACCGAACAGAACCAUCUCCGUCUUCAGGAUGCCUACUAGGAAGGGCCAGGAACGCGAAACCGAAUCCAGUAGACCGCCAAGCUCGCGUUUCCUUCUCAGACAACGACCUUGGGCUCUUCCCCUUGCAGCCCUAAGUGCCGCAGCGAUGCUACUCAUGGCUGGUUUCGAGGUUUUCGUACUCCUCAAGGCAAGAGCAGCAGCCCCAAACAGACGACACUUGUUCCUAGGCCAAGCUUUGUUACUUGGUCUCUUUCUUUUGGCCGGACUUUCGGCUGCAGCUUCUCUCAGUCAAAAUCCUUUAUCCUGUGCAGCCUUCAGACUAGUCGGUUUACCAGCGGCCCUCGUAUUUGCGGCCCUGCUCGUCAAAUGUGUCUUCCUUCUUUCCUUGAAUAGCGGCGUCUAUUUGCCAGCACCUUAUCAAGUUA
Polistes canadensis is the source of this 762-nucleotide messenger RNA. RefSeq lists its product as uncharacterized. The record is from RefSeq and is a predicted model, not a curated record. The transcript is spliced from 3 exons. Lineage: Eukaryota; Metazoa; Arthropoda; Insecta; Hymenoptera; Vespidae. The annotation marks the transcript as partial.